AUGGUAGGCUUCCUUAGGACUCUGGUGGGAGCUUCGGCUUUGAGCGUCGCGUGGAGCAAGCCUCUGGCUCGCCGCGCCUUGCAGCUGCACGAGGCUCGCGCGAUGGCACCGACUGAUUACACGCUUUACUCGUCUGCGUCGCCCGACACGGUACUCAACCUACGGAUCGCGCUGGCUCAGAACAACGUUGACGGGCUUAUUGACACCCUCUAUGAUGUCAGCGAUCCGGAAAGUUCCAACUAUGGACAGUACCUGUCGAAGGAGGAGGUCGAAGCUUAUGUCAAGCCUACGGAAGAGAGUGUGGACGCCAUGAACGCGUGGCUCAGUGAAAACGAGCUCGUGGCAACGCCCUUAUCACCUUCUGGUGACUGGAUUUCGGUUGAUAUCCCAGUCAACAAAGCAAAUGAUAUGCUCGACGCGGAUUUCUCUGUCUUCACGCACAAGGUCACCGGCGCGCAGACCGUUCGGACACUUCAAUACUCGAUCCCCGUCGACUUAGCUCCCCAUGUGGACCUCAUUCAUCCCACUGUCACGUUCCCUGUCGAGGUGGUGAACAAGGCUGUACCUGCUUUGGCUGCGGUCCCAAAUCCCUAUAGCCAGGCCGUCGCGCCUGACGCGAACAUCUCCGCCGUCUGCGGGCCGUACAACCUGCCGAACAUCACGACGGCAUGCCUCCAAUACCUCUACGGCAUCCCGACUACUCCUGCCACUGCCUCCGGCAAUGGCAUACUCGUCGCGGGUUAUGUUGAGGAAUACGCGAACGCGGAUGAUCUGAAGAUAUUCCUAGAGCGGUACAGGCCAGACGUGGAUCCUUCGACAACCUUCGCUACCGAAACGAUUGACGGAGGCGAUAACCUGCAGAACGUCACCGCUGGAUCUGAAGGAAACCUGGACAUCCAGUACACUGUAGGCCUCGCCACCGACGUCCCGGUAACCUACCUCUUGGCCGGGGAAGACACCCAUGAUGGCCUGUCCGGAUUCCUCGACACGGCCAACUAUGUCUUGAACCAAACAUCGAUCCCUCCGGUCAUGACGACGAGCUAUUCCUCCAACGAGGACGUGAUUUCGGAGAAGCUGGCUUAUAAUCUCUGCAACGCGUACGCUCAGCUCAGCGCGCGCGGCGUGUCGAUCUUCUUUUCUUCCGGCGACGGCGGCGUGUCGGGUACCGGCUUCCAGGACUGCACGACGUUCGUGCCUACCUUCCCGAACACCUGCCCAUACGUGACCUCGGUAGGUGCCACUGGUGCGGACAUCAACUGGGCCGACCAGGGCGGCGUGCCCUUUUCGAGCGGCGGCUUCUCGAAUUACUUCCCUACGCCAGCCUUCCAAUCCUCUGCCGUCGCAGGCUUCCUCGCGCAACUCGGCAGCAAUGACACGGGGUUGUACAACGCGUCUGGCCGCGGCUUCCCGGACGUGGCCGGCUUCGGCGUAUUAUUUGCGACCGUGGUCGAUGGCGCGUAUGCGCCCUCGACGGGCACGAGCUGCUCGACGCCGAUGUGGGCGAGUAUCGUCGCGCUGCUGAACGACGAGCUGCUCAAUGCGGGUAAACCUGUGCUCGGCUUCCUGAACCCGUGGUUGUACUCGAAGGCAGCGGGCGCGCUGACGGAUAUCGUGAAAGGAAACAACAAAGAGUGCCAAGGACCUAAUGGGACGGCGACUGGCUUCGUGGCGACGACAGGGUGGGACCCUAUCACGGGCCUUGGGACACCUAUCUACGACAAAUUGCGAGCAGCUGCAGGGCUCUGA
Rhodofomes roseus is the source of this 1746-nucleotide messenger RNA. Its product is annotated as peptidase S8/S53 domain-containing protein. Gene Ontology annotation, molecular function: tripeptidyl-peptidase activity; serine-type endopeptidase activity. The transcript has 8 exons. The coding region runs from base 1 to 1746 and encodes 581 amino acids. Gene Ontology annotation, biological process: proteolysis. The record is from RefSeq and is a predicted model, not a curated record. Lineage: Eukaryota; Fungi; Basidiomycota; Agaricomycetes; Polyporales; Fomitopsidaceae.